AGAGGGUAGGCACUAGAGUCAUACACAUUUACUAAUUCAUGUUCUGCUUCUCCAGAAGUGACUUCAGCAAUUGCCUCACACAUAUGAGCACAGGUUUCCCUGAAUGAGCAAUGGCCGCAUGACCCUGAGCAGUGCUGGAGGGAAACACUGCAGUCACUUUGUCACAUGGCAGUGCUGAGCCUGGAAACACGGGGUUCCAAAACCAGGGAAUGUCACCUGCUGCUUCCCAGGCAUUGUCCCUCGGUGCUCCCCAUGGAGCGGCUGCCCUCGGGAUUGUGCCACAUGUCACCAGGUGCCACCAAAGCCACUCCAGCACUGCCCUCCUCAGCUGGACAGCGAGGAGAAUACAACAAAAGGUUCACGGGCGAAGAUAAGGAAUUUCUACAUUUGAAAUGCAGGCACAGUUAAAUAGCCUGGAGCACACCGGUCCUAAAGAGCCGUCAAUACCUUUUCAGCCGUGUUUCUCGUGUUUUAACAAGACUUUUUAGAAAGGGAAAUUAUCUGCUCUUCUAAACGUUUGUUUCUGACUCAUGUAUUUCACAGCAGGUUUCUCAUUUCUUUCUUUCUCCUCCAAGUCCCCCUGACACAGCAGAGGCUCAGGGGGUGUGUCCAGCACACCUGGCGGGUUCUGUCCUGGUAAGAGCAUCGCUCGAAGUCCCGGACCGCUCCAGGGAAAUCUCUGCAAGCGGAGCUCUGUCCCGGGGCACUCCGGGGGGAGCCGGCAGCUCUGCCACGCCCGGUCCCGGCCCCUCCGGCGGGCGGAGGACGCGGGCCCGCGGGGCGCGGGCGGGGCGGCGCUGGCGGUGCUGCCGUGCCCUGCCCCGCCGAGGCUCUGCCCCCGGAGUGAUGCCGGUUAUUUAUCGCGCUGCCCAGCACGGGCUGUCCCCGGGCUCGGUGUCCCCUUUCAGCGCCGGCCGCGUGUCCUUGAAGCGGCGGCGGUGGCCGGAGCCUCGCCCGGAGCCUGCCGAGCACCCGCAGCAGCGAGCCCGGGCACCGCUAACCCAGCCCCGGGUCCCCUUUCACAGGCACCGCUCUGUGCUGGGAACGCCUGGGAGAACUCUGCCCGAUGCCCUCAGAACAUGUCUGAUUGGACAAGUCUGUGGUACGUCUGGCUGCUCUUGCUGAUGGUGUUCCUGCUCCUGCUCUGCGGGGUCUCAGCGAGCUGCAUCAGAUUCUGCUGCCGCAAGAAGAGGCUGCCAGUGGAGCCCUUCCCUCGGCACCCCUGCGACCUGGCAGCAAUCGGCAUCGACGGCGACAGCACUGCCCACAGCACAGUGACCUCAUACAGCUCAUGGCAGUACCCUCCAAGCAUCCAGAUUCCCUCGGUAUUUGUGGAUAUGGAUAAGAACACUGUGUCCCCUCCAGCUUACAGCCUCUAUGCCAUGGACCUGCCACCCUCCUACGAUGAAGCUGUUCAAAUGGGAAAGCAAGUGGCACGGACAAACCAGAAACUCAGUGACAUCCCUGGACAGGUGACACCAGGUGGGCUCAAUCCCAGCCAGUCCCCGCCUGACACAAUCAGCAGAGAUCCAGCAACACGGGCAAAUUCAGAAGAUUCAGAAGAUGUCACAAAGGAACAGCCACAGGUCUGACUCCGUUCACAUGGGGAGUAAAGUAAGGGAAGGA
Prinia subflava (tawny-flanked prinia) is the source of this 1626-nucleotide messenger RNA. It is a transcript of the gene TMEM52, whose product is annotated as transmembrane protein 52. The transcript is spliced from 4 exons. Lineage: Eukaryota; Metazoa; Chordata; Aves; Passeriformes; Cisticolidae. The record is from RefSeq and is a predicted model, not a curated record. Bases 1080 to 1592 code for a protein of 170 amino acids.